This is a messenger RNA of Cylindrotheca closterium, 1446 nucleotides long. NCBI's taxonomy places the organism in Eukaryota, Bacillariophyta, Bacillariophyceae, Bacillariales, Bacillariaceae. The record is from the annotation of a GenBank genome assembly.
AUGGGAAAAGGAGGAGACGCAGGAGUCAAGGCCAACAGUGCCGCCACUGCCAAGCUCGAAAAGUACACAUGGAGUGAGGUGAAGAAGCACGCCCAACCCGCCGAUGCUUGGAUGGUCUACAACAACAAGGUCUACGACGUCUCCAACUGGCACGAACACCCAGGAGGUGCCGUCAUUUUCACCCACGCUGGUGAUGACAUGACCGACAUCUUUGCUGCCUUUCACGCUGCUGGUUCCCACAACAUGAUGAAGAAGUUUCUCAUUGGAGACCUCAUUGUCGAAAGUGUGGAACACAAGGACCAAAAGCAACGCGACUUUGAAAAGGCCUACCGUGAAUUGCGAUCCAAGUUGGUCAUGAUGGGAAUGUUCAAGUCUAACAUUGGCUUUUACAUUUACAAGCAAGUCUCGCAAAUCUCGAUGUGGGCUGCUGCCAUGGCCAUGAUGUGGUACUCGGAAAACCCACUGGUGCACUUUGCAUCUGCCAUGUUGAUGGGGCUUUUUUUCCAACAAUGCGGAUGGUUGGCUCACGACUUUCUUCACCACCAAGUCUUCAAGAACCGCCGUUACGGAGACUACGCUGGACUCUUCUGGGGAAACCUCAUGCAAGGUUUCUCUGUUCAAUGGUGGAAGAACAAGCACAACGGGCACCACGCCGUCCCCAACCUUCACAACUCUUCUGCUUUGGCCACCGAUGGUGAUCCAGAUAUCGACACCAUGCCUCUUCUUGCCUGGUCUGUCACCCAAGCUCAGCAAUACCGUGAAUUGCAAGCGGAUGGCAAGGAUUCGGCAUUUGUCAAGUUCAUGAUCAAGAACCAACACAUCUUUUACUUCCCCAUCCUUCUGCUCGCCCGUCUCUCUUGGUUGAACGAGUCCUUCAAGACUUCCUUUGGACUGGGAGCCGCCUCUGAGAACGCUGCCAUUGAAUUGAAGCUCAAGGGUCUUCAAUAUCCCAUCACUGAAAAGUCCUUUAUCACCAUGCACCACAUCUGGAUGUUUGCCUAUGCAUGUGGUUUCGGACGAUUCUCUUUCCUUUAUUCAGCUGCCCUUUACCUUACUGUCACUGCAUCCUCUGGCUUUUACCUAGCCAUUGUCUUUGGAUUGGGACACAACGGUAUGGCCACCUACGAUGCCGACAAGCGACCCGACUUUUGGAAGUUGCAAGUCACCACCACCCGUAACAUUACCGGUGGACACGGAAUCCCACAAUUCUUUGUGGACUGGUUCUGCGGUGGACUUCAAUACCAAGUGGAUCACCACUUGUUGCCUGGUAUUCCUCGCCACAACUUGCGAAAGACUCAUGAAUUUGUUGAGUCCUUUUGCAAGGAAUGGAACGUCCAAUACCACGAGGCUGACAUGUACGACGGAACCAUUGAGGUUUUGGAGUGCCUCAAGACUGUUGGAUCCGAAUUUGUCAUUGACUUUGUCAAGGAUGGACCUACCAUGUAA